CGCAUGGCCUCCUCAAGCCACACUCUCUCCUCUGCUCCUUCUCUCUCUACCAUCGAGAGAAAAAAUGGCUCUCUCCUCCAUGACCUUUGCUCCUCUAGCACUUCUUCUACUCCUCCUUGGGAGCACCUCGGCGAAUCUCUCUCCUAACUUCUAUGCGUCGUCAUGCCCCAAACUCUUUCCCACCGUGAAACAUGUGGUGCAGUCUGCGAUCGCGAAGGAGAAGCGCAUGGGCGCCUCUCUGCUUCGCCUCCUCUUCCAUGACUGCUUUGUCCAAGGCUGCGAUGCGUCGUUGCUGUUGGAUGACACAUCCAGUUUCAGGGGGGAGAAGACUGCAGCACCCAACAACAACUCCGUGAGGGGAUUCGAUGUCAUAGACAAGAUAAAGGCCGCGGUUGAGGAGGUGUGCCCGGGUGUCGUGUCGUGUGCCGACAUCGUGGUCAUCACAUCCAGAGAUUCGGUGGUCAUUCUUGGAGGGCCAUACUGGGAGGUGACGUUGGGGAGGAGGGAUUCAAAGACAGCCAGCUUCUCCCUAGCUAACAACAACAUUCCUCCUCCUACCUCGAGCCUUAGCAAUCUCAUCUCUAAAUUUGCAGCUGUGGGUCUCUCUAAAAAGGACAUGGUAGCCCUCUCUGGUGCCCACACCAUUGGCAAAGCACGGUGCAUCAACUUUAGAAGCCGCAUAUACAACGAAACCGACAUCAAUGGUUCCUUCGCCAAGAAGAGGCAGAAAAAAUGCCCGAGAACCGCCGGCUCAGGGGACAACAACUUGGCACCCCUGGAUGUCCAGACUCAAAAUUACUUCGACAACGAUUACUACGAGAAUCUCAUCAACGAGAAGGGCCUCCUCCACUCCGACCAAGUGCUGUUCAAUGGCGGAUCCACUGACUCCCAAGUUAAGACUUAUACCACAAGCCCUGGCACGUUCUACCGUGACUUUGUCACUGGCAUGAUCAACAUGGCAGCCAUUAACCCCCUCACGGGCUCAAAGGGUGAGAUUAGGAAGAAUUGCAGGAAGAUCAAUUAAGGGGACAGCGGCACCUCGAGGCUUGGUUGUACCACCUUUCUUAGAAAACGAUCACAAGAAAGGUGUUAAAGUUACGAGAUUACUGCUUUAUGUCUUUGUGUUUACUUUCGCCUGUCGUGUACCAAGAGCUUCACUUUUUUGUUCAGAUGUGUAUUAAGAACAUUGAUUAUUGAAGCAUAUGAUAUUUAUUAUUGAGUUACCAAGAUUAAUCA
This is a messenger RNA of Phoenix dactylifera (date palm), 1236 nucleotides long. RefSeq names its product peroxidase 4-like. NCBI's taxonomy places the organism in Eukaryota, Viridiplantae, Streptophyta, Magnoliopsida, Arecales, Arecaceae. Gene Ontology annotation, biological process: hydrogen peroxide catabolic process; response to oxidative stress. The record is from RefSeq and is a predicted model, not a curated record. Gene Ontology annotation, molecular function: heme binding; peroxidase activity.